AUGACUGAACACGAAAACAAAAAACAGAAACAAGAAUCGGGUGGUAACAGCGAAGAACAGCAGUAUUUGGACCUUUGUCGAAGAAUCAUCGAAAAUGGCGAUUUCAGACCAGACAGAACUGGGACUGGUACUUUUAGCGUUUUCGCUCCUCCACAGCUGCGUUUCGACUUGAGUGGUGACAGAUUCCCGCUUUUGACUACCAAAAGAGUAUAUACCAAAGGAAUCAUCCUGGAGCUGCUGUGGUUCAUUUCCGGCUGUACGGAUGGUAAAAAGCUAUCGGAUCAGGGAGUCAAAAUCUGGGAGGGGAAUGGCUCUAGGGAGUAUCUGGACAAGCUGGGGCUGACCGACAGACGAGAAGGAGAUUUGGGUCCUGUUUACGGGUUUCAAUGGAGACAUUUUGGUGCAGAGUACCGGACUUGUGAAGACGACUACACUGGUCACGGCUUCGAUCAAUUAAAAGAUGUCAUUCACAGAAUUAAAACAAACCCAACAGAUCGUAGAAUUAUAAUGAGUGCUUGGAAUCCGCCAGAUUUCGCCAAAAUGGCAUUGCCUCCUUGCCACGUAUUUUCGCAAUUCUACGUCACUCUCCCUAAAAAAGAAGGCGAGAAGCCAAAACUGUCUUGUUUGCUUUACCAAAGGUCGUGCGAUAUGGGAUUGGGAGUUCCAUUCAAUAUUGCAUCUUACGCACUUCUAACUAAAAUGAUCGCUCAUAUCUGCGACAUGGAACCAGGCGAAUUUAUACACACUUUGGGUGAUGCUCAUGUUUAUAAAGACCAUGUUGAUGCUGUUCAAGAGCAGUUACAGAGGACCCCCAGACCAUUUCCCAAACUGAUAAUUAAAAGGGACGUGAGUGACAUUGAUGACUUCAAGUAUGAGGACUUCGAGAUAAUUGAUUAUAACCCACACAAGAGAAUCCAAAUGAAAAUGAGCGUAUAG
Molecule: messenger RNA, 936 nt
Organism: Lachancea sp. 'fantastica'
Lineage: Eukaryota; Fungi; Ascomycota; Saccharomycetes; Saccharomycetales; Saccharomycetaceae
Source: the annotation of a GenBank genome assembly